Molecule: messenger RNA, 1401 nt
Organism: Cladocopium goreaui
Lineage: Eukaryota; Dinophyceae; Suessiales; Symbiodiniaceae
Source: the annotation of a GenBank genome assembly
AUGGCCUUGGAGCUCUUUUCGACCUCGGAUCACGAUCUUCACGACAUCGUGAGCUUCACCGCGUGCAUCGGCUGUUGCGCCAAGGGGGCGCAAUGGCUUCAGGCGCUUCAGCUGUUGAGGGAUGCCGUGGAGAUCCGGGAUGGCCAGUUGGAUGCGAUUUUGUACAAUGCCACCAUGAAUGCCCUGCAAAAAGCCGGCAAGUGGCAACAUGCCUUGCGUUUGCUGGAGGAAAUGCGAGCACUUUCCAUGUCAAGCACUUUAGCAAGUCACACCAGCCUUAUUAGUUCCUUCGAAAAGUCUGCACAGUGGGAAUGGGCUCUACAGCAGUUUUCUGAGGUGGCAGGGCAGUUCUCUCCAAAUCUGGUGGUCUUCAAUUCGACCAUCAGCGCCAUGGCAGCUGGGGCUCAAUGGUCCUUGGCUGCGACUCUACUGGAGCUCGUGCAGAACCACUGGACACCAGACAGCUUGACCUACAAUUCAGUCUUGAGUUCGCUUCAAAAGUCCAAGCAGUGGCAAUUGGCACUGCAGCUGUCGAUGCUACACGAUCUACGCCUAGAUCUUCCAGGUUACCACGCCUUGGUCGACUCCCUUGAAACUGCACAUCGGCCGGAGGUCUCCGUGAGCGUCUCAUGGCGAGCUGGUGGUUCUCAUUCUGCUCUGCGACUGGAAGAUUUUGAAGCUCCCAGCGACAGUUUGGAAUCGAAGGAAUCGAAGGAAUGGGGCUUUGAAAACUUUGGAACUGGUGUCAUGAAGCUCUUUGAAAAGGCCUUCAGUGAAUCCACAGAUCCACGACCAUUUCAGCAGCUCCAAAAUGUCCGACAUCUCACCGAAGCCUCAUCCUGGCGGUUCAAGAGGAAGACACCAAACAAGACUGAGCCGAGGGAAUGGCUGGGUGGCAGACUCCCCGUGCCUCUUUUGAAACUGGGAUCCAAAGAUUCCAAAGUUCAACUUGAGAACGAAAUUGGUGAAGAAAAUGUCACGCUCCUGCGCGAUGUCAUGGAGGCUGCGACCUGGUGCAUUGCCUUAGACCUGUUGGAUUCGAUGCAGCAGCGGAAGAUCUUUCCCAAUGUCAUCAGCUUCAAUUCGUCCAUCACUGCUUGUGAGCGUGGCAAUCAAAGUCAGAUUGCUCUGAAACUAUUUGAGAAGAUGCCACAGAUAGAGAUUGCCCCUGAUCUCAUCAGUUACAAUGCCACCAUCAGUGCAUGUGGCAAAGGCCUUGAGUGGCAGCUGGCUUUGAUGCUGUUUCAAGAUAUGGGAGCAGCUGCACUACCGUCCGAUUUCUUCGCAUACUCCGCGGUCCUUUCGGCGGUUACUUCGGCCGCGACUGGAAGUGAAGUUCACCAGUUGCAAGACAGGCUUCGAGGUCACCUCAGAAAGCGCAUCAAGAACUGCCGAAAAUGA